Molecule: messenger RNA, 891 nt
Organism: Brassicogethes aeneus
Lineage: Eukaryota; Metazoa; Arthropoda; Insecta; Coleoptera; Nitidulidae
Source: the annotation of a GenBank genome assembly
UGACAGCUGACCUUGACGUAUGUGUCAAAUGUGAAAAAUAAAUGCAUUUUCUUCGAAAUAAACAAUAAUAAAAUGGCUUUAACGAAUAUUUUGCUGCUGAGCCAAAUCGCUGGGCAUGUUAUCGCUUUUAUAUUAUCGCUAUGCGUUGUUGUUCCUAUGAGUUUACACCAAAGUGAAUUUAGGGGACAUUGUUUACUAUUUUCCACUGGAAUAUGGCAGGAAGCUGACGGACAAUUAAAAGUAAACUGGGCCUCGCAAUGUUAUUGUAAUUACACUAUAUUUAUUGGGGUUAUGUUGGGACUUGUUUCUAUAUUUCAAAUAUACAGAUAUGCCCUAUUUUUGCACAAAGGAACUGAUAGCUCGUUUUUGUCAGCAUUUUUGGAUGUAGUUUCUGGUAUCAUACUAUGUGGAAUGACUAUUAUAGCCGCAAUCAUGAUAACUUUAGGAUUUAAAGCUUGGUGUGAGAAUAUGACUGAAAGAUUUCCUUCCUGCGAUAUGGCUGCAGGUCAAGAGAUAGACAAACAAGACGGCAUAAACACGAAAAACUUCUACAUUGAACUCGGCACCGCACAAUUUGGCGUAUGGGGUUCUUACACCAUCUGGGUGGGAUUGUCCGUAUGCGCCCUCCUAAAACUGUGUCGUUACCAUCAGCUGGAAAACAUCAGGGUGUCGAUGUACAUAGAACGCCAGAGGUUGAUAAACGAAAACAACGAAUCGCCCAGCAGUUCCUUGGGGCGCGAGUCGAAUGCCACGGCCAGCACUGCGAACGCAAAGUGAUUAUUCACAGGCGUUUUCAAGUAUCCAUAUCUAUUAUUGUACGCUAUUAUUCAUAUAUCUUUGUUAAUCCAUCAUACAGUUUAUCAACUUGUCGGGUCGAAUUGGGAUGAGAUA